Messenger RNA from Dendroctonus ponderosae (mountain pine beetle), 6687 nucleotides. It is a transcript of the gene Nup98-96, whose product is annotated as nuclear pore complex protein Nup98-Nup96. Gene Ontology annotation, molecular function: structural constituent of nuclear pore. Lineage: Eukaryota; Metazoa; Arthropoda; Insecta; Coleoptera; Curculionidae. Bases 174 to 5276 code for a protein of 1700 amino acids. Gene Ontology annotation, biological process: post-transcriptional tethering of RNA polymerase II gene DNA at nuclear periphery; protein import into nucleus; RNA export from nucleus. The record is from RefSeq and is a predicted model, not a curated record. The transcript is spliced from 21 exons. Gene Ontology annotation, cellular component: nuclear pore cytoplasmic filaments; nuclear pore.
CUUUAUAUCAUUUUGACUGAUUUUGACUUUUCUCUAAUAGGAAGUGCAGUGUGCAACUAAAUAUUUGUGUACCAAAAGAACGCGCAAAAAGAAAAAGCUACUGCUUUCUGUUGGAAAAGGGCUGCAUGUAGUUAACACUUGAAUGAAAAUACGGUUGAAUUAAAGGUUUCACUAUGUUUGGCAAACCCGCUUUUGGGGCAUCCGCCCCCAGCACCUCCUUUGGCUCCAAUAGUUUAUUUGGACAGCCAGCCUCAACUGGCGGAGGGCUUUUCAGUAACACCUCGACAUUUGGCCAGCAAAACAAGCCAGCGUUUGGAUUUGGAUCACCCAACCAGAACAACAGCUUCUUAGGAGCUCAACAACCCCAAACUUCCAGUAUUUUCAAUCCACCUGGAAGUACUGGAUUAUUUGGAACAUCUACAGCAUUCAACAAUCAACCAACUGGUACUGUGGUUAAGUUCACCCCGGUCACUGGAUCGGAUACUAUGGUGAAGGGCGGAAGUGCUCAAUCCAUCAGUAUUAAGCACCACAGUAUCACUUGCAUGAAGGAAUAUGAGGGCAAAUCUUUCGAAGAACUGAGAUUUGAAGAUUACCAAGCCAAUAGAAAAGGACCUCAACAAGGAUCUACUGGGUUUGGAGCGAACGCGUUUGGAACGACCACUACUGCUCAGCCCUCAUUAUUUGGGCAGACUGACGCUAAUAAAAUGGCGUUUGGGCAGACAGCUUUCGGCCAAAACACUGCUUUUGGUCAACCUGCAGGCCAGCAAACUACAACAGGGUUUGGAGCUCCAGCCUUUGGAGCCUCGACAACGGCGACACCUUCACUUUUCGGCCAACCAGAUGCCAAUAAACAGCCAGCAUUUGGCCAAGCUACUCCUUUUGGUCAGACCAGCACUUUUGGGCAGACUAAUACAGGCGCUUUUGGAAUGGGUGCCCAGCAAAAUACCACCGCAAGCCCAUUUGGGAAGCCUGCCGCAUUUGGCAGUACCGCUCCUUCAACGGGUUUCGGGUUCGGAUCAAGCGCCCCUCAAAAUGCCAACCCUUUCGGUGCAAACAACGCUAUAAAACCAUUCGGGGCUACAGCCCAACCCCAACAACAAUCCUUCCUGUUUGGCGGGGCGCAAACAACGCAACCCAAUACAGGAUUUGGUACUGGAUUGUUUGCAAACACCCAAAAUACUGCAACGGGGCUUUUCAAUAAACCAGCUCAGCCCACUACGGGUUUUGGCGCAACUGCUCAAACUCCUGGGUUUGCAUUCAACACUCCCGCCUCCACUCAGCCCAGUUUAUUCACGAAUACUUCAAAACCACUUUUCGGGGGCGCCACCAAUGCAGCUCCAGCCUUUGGGGCGACGAAUAAUAACUUUGGGGCAGCCAAUAGUACGCCAUUUGGCAGCACUUUCGGAAAACCUGCCGCUCCAGCUUUUGGCCAAACGCAAACCUCCGGCAUUGGAUCGUUUGGAACUGGUUUUGGUGCAAAUACCUCAUUUGGCGCGGGAAAUACUGCGUUUGGAAACACUUUUAGUAAACCUGCCGCACCGGCGUUCGGACAAACUCAAAUGUCUGGAAUGGGAACAUUCAAUACAGGUGGAUUGGGAAAUACUACAACCACAGGUCUUUUUGGGAACACGAAUCAGGCAAAACCAGGCGGUUUAUUCAACAAUUCGGGCACGCUUUUCAGUACUGUGCCAACUACAUUCCAGGCGAACGCCUUUGGAAUGGGCCAGCCCGCUCAGCAACAACCUUUGCAAUUAGCUCAGCCAGAACAUCACAGUUUGGCGCAAUUGACUUCCGAUCCCUUUGGGGACGAGCCCCAUUUAAUCGGGUUGGAGCCUAAGCUGAGAUCCCAUAACCUUGCGAUGUCUGCGACAGAUCCCAAAGAGCUAAAGACACUUUUGGAUGCGUCCAAAAAAGUCGAUACCGCACACAGUUCUAAGCUCAAAGUAACAUCUUUAAAAAAUGCACGCGACAGCCUGUUUGAUUCCCAUGGACAGUCCUCUGAUUAUUUAAGAUCGCCUAUGGCCAACUACCAAAAAACCAACGUUCGCAAGCUGAUACUAAAACCGAAAGCCAGCAAUGACAACACGCCCAAUGCGAGUUCGUCUAAUAUUUUAGACAUUUUGCUUAACGAGGAUAAAGAGAACCAGAAGUCCGACAGUGGCAAUAUCGGCACUGUAAACCCUGUGAGGUUAACAUUCGACUCUACGGCUCAUAAUGAGAGUAUCGCGAACAAUUCUGUGGAAACCCAGACUUUUAAUAUUCUGCACUCCACUAGCAGGGACGUUUUAACAGAUCGGACUUGGGCAGAUGAAGGCCGCUCUUCAGAUGAUCUCGAAGUUACUGGUGAUAACAAAGGAGCCGGAGACUCAGUGGAAAAACAAUAUGCAAACAUCAUUUGCACCAGGCCGGAGUACUACACUUUACCUAGCUUGGAUCAAUUGGUUCUAGAUGAGGAUGGGCAAUGCUUUGUUGAAGGAUUUACUAUUGGUCGUAGAGGAUACGGAAAUGUGUACUUUCCGGAUAAAAUAGACGUUGCUGGUCUCCACAUCGACGAGUUGGUUCACUUGUGCUAUAGAGAAGUGACCAUUUACCCAGAUGAUAGCAAGAAACCCCCUGUUGGAGAGGGAUUGAACCGAAGAGCCCAAGUUACUAUAGACAACGUAUACCCAAAGCGAACAGCAAAUAACGAACUUAUAAAGGAUGUGGGAGAACUGACCGAAAUGAGAUUUGCCGAGAAACUUCGCAAAAUAACUGAGAAGAAAAAUGGUCGUUUUGUCGACUAUCGGCCAGAAACUGGGAGUUGGGUAUUUAAGGUGGACCAUUUUUCCAAGUACGGAUUCAACGACAGCGAUGAAGAAAGCGAGGAAAGCAGCGCUGACGCCCUAAAAAAAGCCGAGUUAAAGAAGAGGCAAAUGGCGUUAAAAGCAGGCCAGGCCACUGGACAGGCUAAACAAGCUCUUGAUAAGGAAGGUAAAGCUUUGGAUAAGGAAACUAUUUCAAGAGAAGCUAGCCAGGGGUCACAGGAGCAGCAUCCAACAGGAACUCCUUCUGCCAAGAACAUUUCGGUUGAAGACCUUGAUGAACAGCAAGAGAACGACAUUUUUCAUCAUAGCAUGAUGAUGGACGAUGGUUCGGACGAUGAAUAUCACCCAAUACCGAAUUUCAGGCCUGCGGAUAUGUCCUUUAAGCCCUAUAUUGAUACCCAACAUGCCAAGAAUAUUCAAUUAAUGAAGUCGACGCUUUUUGCCGAUGACGACAGAUCGGACGAUGCAGCCAGUCAUAUUUCGUUCAUAAAACAGUACUUGGACUUGCAAGAUGUGGACGAGGAAAUACGCAAUUUGCCCGCUUUGCCCGAAGAAACCCCCAUUCAGCCGCGCUUGUGUGUGAGACCGAAGAUUUGGAAGGUUUUGAACAACUACCAAGCACCGAAAGCUUCAGCUGAAAUUCUUCCAAGCAGAUGCUGUAUGGAUCUGGGAAUGUUCAAAGGCAAAUCCUUCAAAGUAGGUUUCACUAAAGGUUUUAACUUCUAUGCACCCGACAAUGAGGAAUGUGUACGCGAGUUGCUGUUGCAGUCUGUAGACGCUUCGUCACGAUACGAUCAUCUAAAGGAUGUUUUGACCGACUGUCUCAAAGUGGUCCUAGAGGAGUCCACCUUUCAACUGAGUGCCAGUAAAGUCCCGACGUUUAAAAUUUUAAAAAGCGAUCUUUACCUUAAAAAGCAGAGCGCAAUAUUUGAAAAGUUGGCGUCUCAGUAUAACAGCUCAGAAGUGGACUAUCUAUACAGCAUUUGGACGUUGUGUGCUGCCCUGUGGGGACCAAAUGAAAAUACCAUCGCCAGUAGACGAUAUUUGUUAAGCGAGUGGUUGAAAUCCACUUGUGCCACUGACGAUUUAACACUGAAAGCGGGUCCUUUCAAAUCGGUGACAGAAGCCACUGAAAGUAUCUUCACGCAUUUAUCUAUCUUCAAGGUUUUAGAUGCUGCGGGUAUUGCCAUGGACGCAAAACUGCCAAAUUUAUCCCUUCUGGUAGCUCAGCUUAGCUUAUCCAAUGCUCCGAAAAGUUUUAUCCAAGAGCAAGUCGAUAUUUGGUAUAAUUCCAUGGCAGCCAAUCAUAUUACGCCGGAGUUAAAACGGCUGUAUUUACUAGUAUCGGGCAUUCCCACCAAAGAGGAUGUUAAUAUCUUCGAUGGAAUUGAUUGGAAGAGGGCGUUUGGCUUGCAUUUAUGGUACAUUUGCCCCAAUGGAGCUCCGAUCCAAACCGCCAUAGAUCUUUACAAAAAAGCGUUUGAGGAAUAUGCUUAUGCCGAGAGGCCGAAUCCUCCAUACACAAAUAGCUACUCGGAAGAGCCAUUUUUCGAUAUGAUCUAUCAUAUUCUGUUGUUGUACAAGUCGGGAAUUCACAGACUCAGCAGCACGUUGAAUCCUGCCACGCAUACUGACGAUCCUUUGGAUUACAGACUAAGCUGGCUUUUACUGCAAUUGUUCCAAUCUCUCAACGUGGGUCUAAUAGAGGUAUCCGAAAUAACUAAACUCUGUACGAGUUUCUCAACCCAACUCGAGCACUUGGGACUUUGGGAAUGGGCAAUUUUUGCCUUGCUCUACCUGGAAGAUAAUUCCUCCAAAACCAACCUGAUUAUGGGGAUUUUAAAUCGCAAUUUGAGCGUAGAAGGGGAUGACUUGGAUGAAGAAUCGCGACAAAUCGUCGAUUUGUUGGUGAAUCAAAUGAAAAUACCCGCAGAAUGGAUUCAUACGGUGAAAGGCAACAAAACGCUGGCCUUUGAGAAGUUCUACGAAGCGUUUAAUCAUUUUUCAUUGGCAGAAGAAUACGUGACGGCAAAUGAAAUAUUCGUAGACAAAUUGCUGUCGAGUUUGUUCAUUAAUGAGCAGUUUGAUGUAAUAAGGAACCUUACGGAUAAACUGAAGCAAGGUAGCAGGGAUAUUUUACAAUGGGAAAAUGAAGUUGGCCUGAUUCUGGAUUAUCUGAAUUUACUGGAAGAGUCAAUAACCGCCGAGAGUUUAUUCAACUUGCAAUUGAAAUUGUCCUCUUUAACAGAGAGAAUCGUAAAUUUCCCAACUAAUACCGAACAGCAGAAAGUGUGUGUCGCCGAAUUAUCAAAACGAUGUGCUUCGCUUUAUCGAGAACUCUUCGUCAAAUCACAGUCAAAUCCAUUUAAACAUUCGUACACCCAGUUCCUCGAAUCCCUGAUCAUGCCACCAGAUUUCAAGCAAAUUGAAGGACUAUUUUUAAUCCAAGAUCAUUACAGUAACGAUCGUUAGAAUACAAAUCAGUUUAUAGUUUCUAUAGUUUUUUUUAAUUGCAAAUUGCCAUAUAAGUAAGGUAAGUGUAUACAUACACAUUUUUUGUUACUAGUGAUAUAUGUAGGUAAAUUCUCACGGUUUUCCUAGGUGUAGCAGUGUGUGUGGGGUAGAAAUUGCUUUUAAAACCCCAAUUGUUAAUUUGAAUUACGAUGGGCGUUGAGCAUUAGGAAAAUCGUUUGAAAACAGCCAAUGAGCUAAAUUCGUGUUAAAAUGUAUAAAAUUGUUUCUCGGCAGGUUCUUUUUAGUUACUCGAUUUUUUCAAUUUCUUUCAAAAAGUAGGCAAAUGGAGGAAAGGAAUAAUUUCCCAUGUGAUUGUUAAUAGUACAAAGAAUUACAUUUUGGCAAUUGCAUAUUUUCCCAAAAGUAAUUUUUUAUUUCGUUUGGAGUGUAGUUGUAAAUAUUGAAUUCAAUUUUUAGGCUCUUGAUGAAAUGAACAGUUUUUUAAUGUCAAUAAAAGAUACAAAUUUUGAAACAUUUAAGCAUUAAACCAUUUAUAAAUACUUUAUAAAAAGUACUGUUAUACAAAACUGUUGUCGCAUUUACUUCUUAAUUUUUUGUGCGAUGUGUUAACCGCAAAUUAAGUAAUAAAACUACAAUUUAUACAUUUUUAUGGGAAUUUUACCGAACUUGAUAGCUGUCCGUAUACAGUAACUAAAAUGUGCUAAGUUUAAGUAGAAUUUAAUGUCAAGUGAUUUAAAAAUAAAAGCAUGUUUAUUGUUUUUGCAAAUCCAUAUGAUUGGAUGAUCUAUUUGAUUUUCUUUAAAUAAUCCCCGUUUUGGCCAGGUGGUUAGGAAAUAUCUUGUGUAUAAUAUACUAUGAUGGGGCCCAAAUAAGUACUUGUUAAUUGAAAUGUUCUUUUUUUCAAUACCUGCAGUAACGCUCCUUUAGCUAGUAUAUUGUACAUUACGUUGUUGUGAACGAGUUGAUUUUAUUAUGUCUAUUUGUCUAUCUGAUUUAAAUCGGGAACUUUGUUAACUCGAAUAUAAGCGUACCUUUAAUAAUAAAAUCCAUAUUUAGGAUGAUACAUUGUCAUUAGUAAAGUUUUUUCGUUUUAAGAUAGGUAGUAUUAGGAGAUACAAAUAUGUAAAAAGUAUAUUUAACUUUAAAUCACAAAUGAUCCUAUCGAUUUGCUUCGAUUUUAAUCAGUCAGUUUUGAAGAAGUUUUCUAAUAUUUAAAUCGUAUCAAUUGAAACAAAAUAGCCAGUUGAAUUUAAAAAGUAUAUAUCGAUAGUAUAUCAUACAUUUCAUUCUUUUUACCCAUAUUUGCUUUGUAUUAUAUUUUUCGACAGUUUGAGCUGUUAUACCAUUUUAGGACUAUAUUGGCAAAAAUAUUACAAGUUUGUUAAUAAAUUUUCAAACAAAAUGCAAA